Drosophila novamexicana is the source of this 2030-nucleotide messenger RNA. It is a transcript of the gene GstE14, whose product is annotated as glutathione S-transferase E14. Gene Ontology annotation, molecular function: glutathione transferase activity. The transcript is spliced from 5 exons. Bases 149 to 856 code for a protein of 235 amino acids. Gene Ontology annotation, biological process: glutathione metabolic process. NCBI's taxonomy places the organism in Eukaryota, Metazoa, Arthropoda, Insecta, Diptera, Drosophilidae. The record is from RefSeq and is a predicted model, not a curated record.
GCAACAGCUGAUUGCAACGACUAAUCGAAAUGGUGUAUCGAUAAAUUGUGGCGGCUAACAUAUGUUGCUCCACUCUGAGCAAGGCUCUUAAAUUCGAAUUGUAAUUUUAUUUUUCUCACGAAUGGAACGCAUAAACUAAUACUUUAGAAUGUACACAAUGGAAGUUAUGGUUAUCAUGACGAUCCCGAUCUUGUAUUAUGAUGAUCGCAGUCCACCGGUGCGAAGUUGUCUGAUGCUCAUCAAAAUGCUGAAUAUCAAUGUGGAGCUGCGCUUCGUGGACCUAUUCAAAGGGGCACAAUUCGAGAAAGACUUCUUGGCGUUAAAUCCGCAGCACAGCGUGCCGACGCUAGUGCAUGAUGAACUGCUGCUCACCGAUAGCCAUGUCAUACUCAUACAUCUUGUGGAACAGUUUGCUACAGAGACAGGCAGACUGUGGCCCAAGGAUUAUGCAGCCAGAAUGAAGGUGCUUAAUCGCUUGUUCUUCGAGUGCGCCUUUCUCUUUCGCCGUGACAGUGAUUUAAUGUCGGAUAUCGUGCGCAAGCAGUUCGCCAAUGUGGAUGUCGCCUACCACGAACGCAAGCUGUGCGAGGCAUAUGACAUUAUGGAGCGGUAUCUCGACGGGCAGACCUACAUGGCUGACGAUCAGCUGACGCUCGCCGACAUAUCCAUUGUGAGCACACUGAGCACCGUGCAUCUCAUGUUUCCAGUGGCAGCGGCACGUUGGCCGCAACUGCAGCGCUGGUUUGCCGCAAUGCAGCAAUUGGAUGCCUACGAAGUGAAUCGUCUUGGCGUGGAAAAACUGCGCGACAUCAUAGAGGAGCUGGGCAAGUUUCAGUUUCCCAGGCAGCAGCUAUGACAGGACAAGAGUCCCAAAACGAUGCAAACUGAACAUUGUUUACAAAACGGUUGGAUCAAAACUGAAUCAUCAAAUAUUGUUCCAAGAAAUGGAGCUCAUACGUAUAAGCAUAACUAUCUUAACUCAAAGGAGAGUUUGUUGGUGGAUGGAUACAAAGGAAUUUAUCAUUUGAAUCUUCGCUUAAAACCUAACUAAAUCUGGGCUUAAACAGCUUUACAUGACGUAAAAUGUAUCAUCAAAUUCUUAUAACAAGUAUCAAAUUCUUAUUACAAUCCCUAUUAUUAACCCAUCUAUGUAACCUAGGCCAAUAGACGCAUUUGAUAUUUGUUUAAAGACUAUUAUAAGUCGAAGCGUAACAUAUUAAGUUUAUAUUAUCUCAUCUUUAAGCCGACAUUCAUGCGUGCUUUGUGCUGUGUCUACAUAUCAAAUUCUUAUUACAAUCCCUAUUAUUAACCCAUCUAUGUAACCCAGGCCAAUUAGACGCAUUUGCUGUUUGCUUAAAGCCUAUUAUAUAAAGCCGCUAAUGUUAUUUCGAAUAAUGCGUGGACAUCAUUAGCAUACGGUCAACAGUCGGCCCCAUGUUGGAUUUGGUGGGGUUCGACGCAUUCUGUUUGCUCUCGAAAUGUUUGGCCAAUAUUUGCAUAUGCCGACAGCAUGUCAUGCCUAAUGGCCAUAUCGAGUGCGCAAAUUUGAGUUGGGUAAAACGCUUCGAGUACUUGGCGUUAAUUGCACGCCAACCGCGCAAUAUGGAAUUCCGUGCUGGUCAUCCACUUCUCACAGAAGUUUGGUCUACCCGUGGCAAUCCCUAACGUGACUGUGCCCAUUCCCGUUUCCGUUUUUGACUUUCCGUCACGACAGUCUCAGGUGCUGGCAUUUUGAUUGAGCAGCAGCAGCAGCUGCUGCAACUGCAACACGAUUUGCUUUGUGCAAAAAAAUCUUUCUUGGCGCACGCAACAAAACUUUCCAGUCAGCAAGUUUUUCAAUUUGCCGAGCUUUAAGCCAACACUGUUCUGGGCCAUCAUGACAGACGCUUGUUUCGCUUAUGUUUCCGUCAGGUCUUAUGCGAAUAAUGGAAAUAAAUCACGCUGCACUAUGAAGAAAUUGUAAUAAUUAUCAGACAAUUAAUUGAGUUAAGUUAAUUAUUAGUAAUAAAUGUGUAUUCUCUAAUCGAUGU